Molecule: messenger RNA, 6310 nt
Organism: Panthera uncia (snow leopard)
Lineage: Eukaryota; Metazoa; Chordata; Mammalia; Carnivora; Felidae
Product: ankyrin repeat domain-containing protein 26-like
Exons: 4
Coding region: 5331-6050 (239 amino acids)
Source: RefSeq, a predicted model, not a curated record
CAAAGUUGGGCGCCUAAUCGACUAAGUCACCCAGGCCCCCCAAGAAAAUACUUGUUUUAAAUGUGAAGAUGUCUGAAGGCCAAUAAAAUGGCCAUAGUGUCCAGAAAAGAAUGGGAAAGUAGGAACGGGGUUUUGAUUUUCUAAUUUGGCGCUAUGUUAAGUUCCGGUAAUCUCUUAGUGGAGACAUCAUACAGGUAUACAGUUGACCCUUGAACCAGGUGGGUUUGUACCGUGGGAGUCCACUUACACACAGAUAUUUUUCAAUAAAUAGAGUACUAUCCUGUAAAUGUAUUUUCUGUUCCUUAUGAUUUCUUUCUCUUUUAAUUAUUUCUUUUAACAGAGGGAGGACAGAGCACGUGGGUCGGUGAGGGCAGGGGAGAGAGAGAAUCUUAAGCCGAUUCACACUGCCAGCGCAUUUCUUUCUCUGUGAUAUUAAUUGAUUUGGCUGCUACUAGUUUAAAGUUUUCCAAUUCUCUAGUUAUUAAUCUUUAAAAAGUACUCAAAUGCACUUUAGUGCUCGUUAUAAGGGAUGGUAAGCUAAACAGUUUUUAGGUUUGUGACAUUAAAAAUCAUCUAAAUUCUUUUUUGGUCGAUUUAACACGUAAUGAACUUUUUAGUUCCAAAAACUGACAAGGUUAAUUUUAUGAGUCAUAUUUUCUUCUGCCUUAGGCUAAGGCAAGUUAGUUUUCACUUCUUACAGGAAGUUACAAUCCAGUGACUUGGGAACAGCUAAACAUAGGUUAAGAAAGUUAACAGUUAAAUUGUAAUUAUUUUCUCAUUUUUCUUUGUCCAUACUUGAUUACUUAAGGAUAAGGUGUUUUUACAACAUGUAUCCUGGCAGAAAAGACAUGUGAAAAUCAAAACAAGGAAAUUAACCAUCCGUUUUUGCAACUGCAAAAAAUGACUCAAGAACCAGCAAUGAAUAAGGAAUGUGAUAGGGAGCAUGAUAUAUCUGUAUAUUUAAGACAUGCUUCUAUGCAAAAUUUUGAGGAAAUGUGGAUCAAAUAAGACAAAUUAGACUGGAAAAAUAGCUUAAAACUCAUCAGCAGUGAAUGAAAGCUGAAGUUGUUGAAAUUUGUUAAUUCCUACUCAUCUUGAAGAACCACCAUGGGGUCACUCUAAGAAGUAACCAACUGAAAGGAAAUACCUUUGAAUUGGACAAAUACUGUAGUUGAUUGUGAGGAAGAAGUUGCAUUUAGAGCGUCUGUCUCGGUAGUAUUUCAGGCAUUUCCUGAACAAAAAGAGCCUAGUCUUGAAAAUGUCAUUCUCUCUUAUUCAUACUCUGGGUCCCCAGAAUAUGCUUGUCAGUCAUCUUCUAAGCUUUCUUUAAAAGAAAGCAAAUCAUCAGGGGCAUAUAAAUCAAAACCACACUGAGAUAUCACCUCACACCAGUCAAGAGUGGGUAAAUGAACAAAUCGGGAGACUAUGGAUCCUGGCGAGGAUGUGGAGAAACAAGAACCCUCUUGCACUGUUGGUGGGAAUGCAAACUGGUGCAGCCACUCUGGAAAACAGUGUGGAGGUUCCUCAAAACAUGAAAAAUAGAUCUACCCUUUGACCCAGCAAUAGCACUGCUAGGAAUUUACCCAAGGGAUACAGGAGUGCUGAUGCGUAGGGGCACUUGUACCCCAAUGUUUAUAGCGGCACUUUCAACAAUCGCCAAAUUUAUGGAAAGAGUCUAAAUGUCCAUCACCUGACAAAUGGAUAAAGAAAUUGUGUUUUAUAUACACAAUGGAAUACUACUUGGCCGUGAGAAAGAAUGAAAUAUGGCCUUUUGUAGCAACGUGGAUGGAACUGGAGAGUGUGAUGCUAAGUGAAAGAAGUCAUACAGAGAAAGACAGAUACCAUAUGGUUUCACUCUUUUGUGGAUCCUGAGAAACUUAACAGAAGACCAUGGGGGAGGAGAAGUGAAAACAAAACAAAACAAAACAAAAAAACCUUAGAGAGGGAGAGAGCCAAACCAUAAGAGACUCUUACAAACUGAGAAUAAAUUGAGGAUUGAUGGGGGAUGGGAGGGAGGGGAGGCUGGGUGAUGGGCAUUGAGGAGGGCACCUGUUGGGAUGAACACUGGGUGUUGUAUGGAAACCAAUUUGACAAUAAAUUUCAUACUAAAGAAAGAAAGAAAGUAAAUCAGACUAUGAAAAUGAGAACAAACCAGACAUUGAGCAUCUUUUUAACAACAACGAGGAUUUAAAAAUGAUAUAGAAAAUAAAAAAGCAAGGAAACCACUAGUUACAUUUAAAGUGAAAGAAGGCCAAGAGUUUGACAUGCAAAUGGCAAAAAAUAUGGACCAAAAUACCACCGAUUGUAAAUUAGACCUCAGUCUAGUGAUUCAGAGAGCCUUUUUGAUUUGUGGCUUGCCUGCUGCGAUGUGAUGAAACACAUGGUUCAAACAAAAAGUCAUGAUAUUUCUGCUGUCACAAACACGAGAAAACAAAACCAGUACAAGACUUUUUUCCAGAAGCCUUUAUAUGCAGAUAAUGACAGUACUCCUAACUAUAAAAGUAUUGAUUCUGAAUUAGAAAUUGUGAGUUCUUCUUCAGCAUCUAGUUUUCCAGCAUCUGAAGUAUAUCUAAGUGAAGAAUUACAUCAAGAUAUGCAAAGGUUUAAGAAUGAGAUAGGCAUGUCUCAAGUAGAGUUCCUGUCUUUGGAAAGAAAGUUCAACUUCCAAAAGAGAUAGAGGUCUGCCUUGCUGUUACUCUUGUUUUUUCUCUUUAGCAAUUACCUGAUCCAUUCUGAUUUUCCACUCAAGAGAACAAGAGUUGUAUAAAAUGGAAUUGUCUAAAUAAGUAAUUGUGUCUGGAAAUAGAUUAUGUCUGCUAUCUAACAAAUAGGAGUUCAGGAAAACAUUCUUAUGAUUUGUUUUCCUUAAAGUUUCUGUGUCAGUCUUCCAAGUAGUAUAUGAACUGGGAAACUAACUUAGCUAUAUAAGUACCAUGUGACCUCAUGAACCAGAAUAACCAUAAGGAAACUGCUUAAAAAACAAUAAUCUCCAGGUUUCUUAAAAAUAUAUUGACUUAAAUAUAAAUUGCAUUUCCAUAAACAAUAAAAUGGGAAAGAAGCAAUAACUAAGAGAAGGAAUAUAAACAAAUGUUCCUAGCUAAAGCAAUCUAUGUAUUGCUUCAGUAUGUGUCUGUAGACUCUGGGUCUAGGGUUCUUGCUUGUCUAGCAAGACAGCAGCGAGAUGCAGGAUUACAAUGGGAGAGACAGCUAAUGUCCCAGAGAACACACGAGCCCCGAUUAAGGGUCCUUGCUCUGUUUUUAUUAGGAUCAAAAGGCUUCGAAACAUGGUGAUGGAUGUGCACAAAGAGACAAUCUGUGAACAUGAACUCAUGGGCAUGAGGGAAAGGGGGUUUCAAGAUAUAGGGUGUUAGGGGUUAGGGUCAAUGUAAAACAAAGUCCUGGCCCCUGGCAAAUGGUUGUUAACAGCUGACCUGAGGCACCUUCUCUGUUUAUCUUAACUAGUCUAGGGGAGAAGACAGAUGCUACCUCAGGAUCCAUAAGGCACCUUUCUUUUGCUAAUUACUCCCCUCUGGGCAUCUUCCCCCUGCAGCCUACAGCCUAUAGUCCUAUUUACUUGUUUACCUAAUUUGGUCCUUCCUUCCUGUGAAAGCAGCUUUUUGCCAUAGUACUAAAUUGGGGAGUGUGUCCUCCUGAAUAUCUAAUCUUGUUUACCUCACACACCUUUGUCCUGGAGCCUUUGCCCCACCCUCUCUAUACCUAGAUACCUAAUCUUGUUUACCCAAACUUGGGUGUGAGCAUCCUAUGGCUUUGUAAUUUUUUACACCUGGUUAACCCAUCAGUGCAGGCUCAGGGAAUUCCUAAGCUUAUUCCCCACAAAUAUAUGCAGUCUUGUCUGCUUUACUCACAAUCUUGGAACUUAGAAUUUCAACAUGACCCCUUUGAGAUAGGCUUAGUAACAGCUAUUUGUAUUGUCACCCCUUUUUCCACAUUUUUAAAUCAUCAUUUUCAGAUGUUUCUGUUGAUUCAAACCUUCACUUUAUGUUCAAUAAAGUAUGAUACCUUUUGGCCUGUAUGAUUUUUUUUUAAACGUUUAUUUAUUUUUGAGACAGAGCAUGACCGGGGAGGGUCAGAGAGAGAGAGAGAGGGAGACACAGAAUCGGAAACAGGCUCCAGGCUCCAAGCUGUCAGCACAGAGCCCGACGCGGGGCUCGAACUCACGAACUGCAAGAUCGUGACCUGAGCUGAAGUCGGACGCUCAACCGACCGAGCCACCCAGGCGCCCCUGGCCUGUAUGAUUUUUACCAUGUAGGUAGCAUAAACCUUCAGCAAACCUUCAGUAUUUAACACCAAGGGAGAAAACUGAAUUUUGAGAUGUGUGGACUUUAGAAAUAGACAAAAUCUAGAGAUACCCUCCUUUAAAAGAAUAAGUAGCUAAUCUCCUCGUCCCCUAUCAAGGUAUUAAUUUACUGUGCAAAGUCACACUUUUCAUGCAUCUGAUUAAUUUAAUGAAUUUGUUGUCAUUUCUCUGAUUCAGCAUUCAAGAAUCGUGUCCUCUCUUUUGGUGCCAUAAAAUGCUAGGUAAUGCCACUUUAGGAACUUGAGACAAAUCAUUUAACCUUUUUGAGUUUUACUCGUGUUAUCAGUAGCAAAUGGGAUUAAAGGUGAUCAUUACUUUUAUACCCUCUCCCUAUAAAGUUUUAUGGUUAUUGAAUGUGAGAUUCGGAGAGCAUUACUAAUUUCCCAGAAUUCCACCCUAACGUCCAUUUCACUUUGUUCCUUUUGUGUUGUGGCAAACUUUGGUUCACAAAUUUUAGGGGACACUGUCACUUUUUUUGAGAACCUUAGGAUCCAAAAGAAAAAGAAUUGUAAAAGGCAGUCAGGGAAAGAAUAGCUCUGUGCAGAAAGAGGAAAGCUUCCUGGUUUUGUUACUGGAGCACCUCCAUGUCACAUGUUUUCAAUCUGGCUGUUGUGUAAAACCCAGGUGGUAAGGAUAGAAAAAGAUAAAUUUUGUCUCUUGUCUUUUUAUUUCUUUGUAUCUCUUGGUCAGAUGGGGUGGGGGUGGGUGGGGAAUUCUCGGUAGCAAAGUGUGGAUAUGAAUAAGAGUACAAAAUUAAGAAAUCCCUUUUAGAAAUUUUGGUAACUUCUGCUUUGUUUUUAAUUCCAACAGAAAUGAAGCAGAGUUUAUAAAAAUUACAAUUACUUGUAAUGAUAAAGUAAACACAGAAUAUUUUCCUCCAUUGAAUUUAUGACAAACUAAGUGUCAACUGAUAAAAUGAAUGAAAAAACUUUUUAUUGACUAAAGUAACAAUUACCUUUAGUAUCAAGUUCCAUUAAAGGUUGAAGAAAAAAAGCAGCACAGAGGAAGUGACAUGGAAGUAUCAGAAAACAUACAUGAUGCUGCGGCUGCUGGAUUAAUUCCACAAAGACAGAAUGGAAAAACUGAUAACCAUCAAUUGCCUAUUACAGAAAAUAAAGAUUCUGAUAGGAGGGAACCUGGUUUACAUAUGAAGAAGAUAAAGAAAGGUGAAAAUGAAAAAGGGACAUCAAAAGGAUCUGUGAUCACAUCAGUGUUGCAGAAGGCAGAUUCCCUAACUGGUGGUCCACUACAAAAGAAUGAUGGCAGCCAUUUCAGUGAAAAGGAUCAGCAUGAAAGCAGACCCGCGAAGAAAAUUUCUAAGAAAAAGAACAAGGUCAAAAAGCAAAUUACUUCUAUGGAUGACCUUGUCGGCUUCAUUCAGUCAUCUGAAACAGCUUCAGAGCAUUGUGAGUUGUCUUACUCUAAGAAUUUCAUGUUGCUGAUCGAACAACUUGGCAUGGAUUGUAAAGGUAGGAAGCCUUUUUACGUAUAUUGCUGUAGUAAUAUGUGCACACCUUGCCUACUACUGCACCAUAGAGCACUGCUGUAUUAUAGAGCUGCUCAUCUCAGAAAUAUGUUUUAUAUUAAAAUAAAAGGAGAACUAUUGUAUCCUCUCAGCCAGAGAGUCGUCAUUUCUACUGUACCUUUCUUAGUGGGAAUGGCACAUCUAAUGUGUUUAACUCUGCUUCUCUUCUGUGCCUUCACCCACGUCAGGUCAUUAUUUUUCUGCUAGAUGACUGAAAUAACCUCAGGACUGUUUUCCCUGCCGUUCUACCUCCCAGGACCUUGGUCUACACUGCAACCAUAAUUAGUAUAUGUUUUAAAAAGUGUCUUUCAUCAUGGUACCCCCUUGCUUAAAGCUUAGCUAUUAGUUCUCAUUGCUGUUAGGUUAAAGGCCACAGUCCUCUGGCUUCAUCUUGUAUGGUUUUACAUCCUUCUUUCCGUCUGUGUCUUAUCCACUGUGUUAAACGUUUCUUCCUGUGAAAGAGCUUU